CACUGCAGGAGAUUCAACGGCAGGAACACACCAUGACGGACGCGGCCACCAACAUGCGGCUCAAGCUGCCGAUCGUCUGCUUCAUCCUGCAGAUCAUCCUCAUCAUCCUCUUCGGCGUCCUGGUGCAGUACGACCACGAUACGGACGCCAAGCUGUGGCACAAAGGGAACCACUCCUCCGACUACGAGAACGACUUCUACUACCGCUACCCGAGUUUCCAGGACGUGCACGUGAUGAUCUUCAUCGGUUUCGGCUUCCUCAUGACCUUCCUGCAGCGCUACGGCUUCAGCAGCGUGGGCUUCAACUUCCUGAUCGCGGCCUUCUCGCUGCAGUGGGCCACGCUCAUGCAGGGCUUCGUCCACGGCCUGCACGGGGGCAAGAUCCACAUCGGGGUGGAGAACAUGAUCAACGCCGAUUUCUGCACGGGCUCCGUGCUCAUCUCGUUCGGAGCCGUCCUGGGUAAAACCAGUCCAGUCCAGUUGCUGGUCAUGGCCAUUUUCGAGGUCACGCUGUUUGCUGUCAACGAGUUCGUCCUGCUGUCUGUCCUGGGGGCUAAAGACGCAGGAGGCUCCAUGACCAUCCACACGUUUGGAGCCUACUUCGGCCUGAUGGUGACCCGAGUCCUGUACCGGCCCAACUUGAACAAGAGCAAACACAGGAACGGCUCAGUGUACCAUUCGGACCUGUUCGCCAUGAUCGGUACCAUCUACCUGUGGAUGUUCUGGCCCAGCUUCAACUCGGCCAUCACGGCCCACGGGGACGACCAGCACCGCACGGCCAUGAACACCUACUACUCCCUGGCGGCCUGCACUCUGUCCACGUACGGCAUGUCGGCCCUCACGGCGCACGACGGCAAGCUGGACAUGGUGCACAUCCAGAAUGCCGCUCUGGCCGGUGGAGUUGCAGCAGGAACAGCCGGUGAAAUGAUGCUGACUCCUUACGGCUCCAUGAUCGUCGGCUUCCUGGCCGGCAUCAUCUCCGUCCUGGGCUUCAAGUACCUCUCACCCAUCCUGGAGAAGAAACUGAAGAUCCAGGACACCUGUGGAGUCCACAACCUGCACGGCAUGCCCGGCGUCCUGGGCGCCAUCGUGGGGGCGAUCACCGCUGCCGUGGCAACCGCAGACGUCUACGGGGGAGGGAUGAAGGACGUCUUCCCCGACGUGGCGAGCGGUGAAAUCGGGGCGUCCUUCCAGGGCGCCAUGCAGGCCGCCUCCCUCGCCGUCACCCUGGGCAUGGCCCUGUUGGGGGGGCUCAUUGUCGGUUUCAUCUUGAAGCUCCCGGUGUUCGGAGCUCCUUCCGACUCCAUCUGCUACGAGGACAACAUCUACUGGGAGGUACCGGGAGAGGAGGGUCACGAGGAUCAGCUGACCGCCGUGCACACCGAGGAGGCCGAGAAGCUCAAUUAGACGCGCACGUCACGCGCGCACGUCACUGCAAGCCGCCGCCUGAGUGUUCAAAUCAAAUUAAAAAAUGAAUUCACAAACCCCCUGAUAUUCUGUGCAGAGCCUUGGUGCCUUAGUGCCCUCCCCCCCCCCCCCCCCCCCGCUGGGUACAGCCUGGUGGCCACUAGAGGGCCCCCCCGCGCUGCUGCCCGUCUCUUUCCACCAAACCAAAGACAGUCCCACUGCAUCCAGGAGGCGGAACAGGAAACUUUACAAUUGUUUUAAUGCUUUUUCUUCACUGGAUUUCAUGCAAAAACAAUGCAGAUGUUUUUCUAGGUUGUUUCUGUUUAUUUCCUAAUACUUUAGAUUCGGGGCUUCAUCAAACUGUAUGAUUAGAUAUAGAAAUAAUACAGUUGGUGCACUAUUGUACCUUUUUUAUAUGACUUGUUUGUUGCAGCAAAAGUCAAUAGAUUGUAAAAUGUAUCUUUGGCCAUAAAUGAUGAGAUGAAAGAUGCCUCCACUUUGAAACAACUUAAUGGAAAUUACAACAAUAUUGGAUUAAAAACCUUGAAGUACGUGUUUCUCCUCAUUUCU
Molecule: messenger RNA, 1976 nt
Organism: Pungitius pungitius (ninespine stickleback)
Lineage: Eukaryota; Metazoa; Chordata; Actinopteri; Perciformes; Gasterosteidae
Gene: rhbg
Product: Rh family B glycoprotein
Exons: 11
Coding region: 33-1406 (457 amino acids)
Biological process (GO): ammonium homeostasis; ammonium transmembrane transport
Cellular component (GO): plasma membrane
Molecular function (GO): ammonium channel activity
Source: RefSeq, a predicted model, not a curated record